Entrophospora candida is the source of this 533-nucleotide messenger RNA. The record is from the annotation of a GenBank genome assembly. Lineage: Eukaryota; Fungi; Glomeromycota; Glomeromycetes; Entrophosporales; Entrophosporaceae.
AGACCAUAAAUUUCUUGAAAAACUUGGUAGUCAAAUCUAUGGAAUGACAUUACAAGGUUAUAUGUUUUAUGGAACAAUUAAAGGAGUUGAAGAUAUUAUAAAGAAAGCCUUGAUUGAUGGUGAACAGGAUGGAAAACCUAUUAAAUUCUUUAUUUUGAAUAUGCUUUGUGUCACUGGGUUUGAUAUUAAUUCUGUCCAUGCACUUGAAAGCAUUCAAAAGCAUCUUCAACAUCAAAAAGUAUAUCUUGUAAUCUGUGGAAUAUCAUAUGAAUCUCUGGGAGUUUGUAUACCAUUGAAGAAUUUAUCAUUUUGGAAUGAUGUUACAAAUGAUUAUGUAAAAUUUUGUAAUGAACCUAAUGAGGCACUAGAAUGGUGUGAGAAUUUACUCUUGGGUACUUAUUAUGCUAAACACAGACCAUUAUUCAGUGAUAAUCAACUUGUUGGAGUACAACAUCAUACCACAUCAUCUUUACUUAAUGAUGAAUCUUUUUGCAGUCGUCAAGUUGAAGAUGCUGGAAAAAGCAUAUUUGAAA